GUGAAAGUAACAAAUGUCAAAAAAUUCUGUGCGAGCAAAAUCGACAGCAAGGAAAAGUUUUUCACUCAAAUGGUUACAAAAGCAAUCGAUGUAAUAAAAAUACGCUUUCCAUAGCGAUACGUUUCAAGUUGCUUUAGUUUCGAUUGCCACUGUGAGUUUAGUUUGUAAUCGGUGCGUUGGGCUGUAAAGAUGGACACACUUGGGUCCGAAAUCGGUCAAAAGAUGAGGAGCGCCGUAAAGGCUAAACUCAUCGAGUUGGGCACUGGUUCUGCCACGGGCUAUAUAGACGACGAGUUGCCGGAUUAUGUGAUGAUUAUGGUGGCAAACAAACGCUCUCGACAGCAGAUGGUAGAUGAUCUUCAACUGUUUUUGGGAAGCCAGACUGAAGUGUUUGUAAGUUGGCUGCACCAGGUAUUGCAGAAGCUAGAGGAAGUUACACUUCCAGUUACGGCUGCUGUCUCCGGUGGAACAGGCAGCAAAAACACUAAAGAGGGUGGAAAACGCAAGGCUAGUGAUCAGAAGGAAAAAAAGGAUAAGAAGAAAGAUAAGAAAACAAAAAAGCAGAAAGAGAAAAGUCCCGAUGUGGCAGAGGAAAUAAUGACUCCUCCACAUCCAGCACCGCUCGGAGCCAGUUCCAUUCAGGAAGUAUUUGCAAAUCAACUAAUUCAAAACGCAAAAAAGACCAUGGAAACGGAAGCUGCCGCUCCGAAAAAAGAUUCUCGCGACAUUACUCCUCCCUUGCGAGAGAACUCCCAUUCCCGGGCAGAAAAUGAGUUUGAUAUCCCGACUAUAUCGGAAAUCGCGGGUCAAUCAGCACUUCGAAAGCAUCAAAAGGAGCUUUCCGAGUUAGAAGAAAUCCAGCAAAAGAUAAAACAAGCAAAAAAACAGCUGAAAGCAAUGGGUUCUGAAGAAUCCGAAGAUGAAGAUUUUCUAAACAUCAAAGCUAAUGAUGAUGAUUUGGAAAACAUUGAAGAAGGAUCCUCGGUUAAACGAAAAGAGAAACCGAAAAAUAACGCUUCAGAAUUCAAUGAGGAACGUGAAAAGGAAAAACGCAGCGACACACCUCCCCCGCCUCUUCCAUCUGUACCGCAAACAACUAAGAAAAAAUCAAUAAUGGAACGUUUGGGAUCUAGACCAGAUCCACAAAAGCCGAAUCCUGACUCGACCACGGAAACCGUGGCAAAUAAAGCGAAUAUAAUUAGUCUUUCAGCUCAUCGGAGAGAGGAGCGGGAGCUAUACGUUCCUGUGUUCCGCCGAAAAGAAAUGGAAGAGCAAGUAAAAGCUAGACAAAACAGGGCGAAUGAAAGAAUAAACCGCAGUCGAAGUCGGGAACGAGAUCGGAGGCGUUCACCCGUGCAAAGCAGAUCUACCCGAAGAGAUAGCAGCCGAGAUCGGUCUCGCAACAGACGCGAGCGUGAAAAAGAGAGAGGACUUGAUCGAACCCGAAGCAGCGAACGAGGUCGAGAUCGAGAACGAGAUCGGGAUCGGGACCGUGAUCGCGAACGAGAUACAGACCGGGAUCAUAAAAAAGAGCGAGAUCGUCAUGGGGCGGGCAAGGUGAGCAAUGGUACCGAAAUUAGGUCUCGAAUUGGUUCUAGAGUUAUCGUUCUUCCACCCAAGCCAGAAUACGUUGAAGAAGAUGCGUUGGAAGUUCCUAUACUAAGUGUAGUGAAAGUUCAACCACGUCCUCAGAUCCCUAAGAAUAAACAGCCUAGUAAAAACCUUCUACUGAAGGCUAUGGCUGAAGCACAACGUUCUACGGCAGCUAAUCUUACUAAGACUAUAAGUAACAGAGAGGAACCAGCUCGCAGGCAUCAUAGAAUGUUGAUAGAGAUUCCGGGAGCAAAGAUUGAACCGACUCCAGCUCUUGAUGUUGGCUACGAUGAUGACGAAGAGGAAGAGGUGGAUAUUGUAAAUCAUGUUUUAGGGAUGGACGACGAUGAUGACGAACUGCAACAAAUUCUUAAUGCUAAUGACGAAUACAUACCAGAACCGGUAGCUGUGUCCGUUUCCGGCCGUUCGGAUACCGAUAGUGACGGCUAUGUUUAUGUUCCUUCUAAAAAAUCAAUGUCUGAACCACAGGCUCCCGAGCUCACGUUUGAGGAGUAUGAUCCAAAGGAUCCUGCCGAAAAUCCGAAAUUUGUAGUCACCUUAGAUGGAGCAUACAAGAAAGGAGCACGCGUUUCGCCUAGCCAUACGCCGCCUCCUCCUCCAGUUGCAAAACCCGCACCUAAAACUAAACUAUCAGUCAAAGAUCGAAUUGGCGUUAAAGUAACACCCGAGGACAACAGUAAGACACCUCCGACGAACCGUGACGAAGAUGAUAACCGAGUCCAUCAAGAAACGCUUAAAAGGCGAAAAGAACGUUUCAGCGUUAAAGCGGCAUCUUCGAAAGAGCGUAAUAAACGGGACGCCUCUUCCAAAUCGCCACUGUCACAAAAGCGAUCGAAAGGAACAUCGUCCUCCUCGAAAAAGUCAAGUCCGCAAAAACGGACGGAAAAAUCGACACGUUCUUCCAACUCUCAUCGUAAAUCAUCGCCCUCUGCAAGUCGAGAUCUCAAUGAACUGUUGUUACAACGGACCAAGGAGUUGCUGGUAGAUGACAGCGUUUCCUCUUCUCCCAUCUACAUGUCCAAAACCGAUUACGAAAAAAUCGAACCCAACUCGUCGUCCCGCAAACGGAAACGCGUUUCGCCGAUUCAAUUCGCGCUGACAGACGACGAAGCAGACGACAGUGAUGGGGAGUACAACCAUCAUCGGGACCGUGAACAUCGUGAACGCAAAUCGGUUGAACGCUCAACGGCUGCCCGCAUAAGCGGUGAUGAGGAUAGCGUCGGUAGUCGUCAGGAUCAGCGAAAGGAACGUGAACGCGAAAUCGAACGGCGACGAAGCAAUGACGAUGACAAGAGGAAGAGUGGCGGCAGCAGUGCCAGUGGCCCGAGCGGAAACGCUAGUGGACCGGAUGCCAAAUCACCGACCAAGAAAAUCAAAAAAUUGGAAUCCAGCCGGAAGUUCGAUGAUUUGCCACAGCUUCUUAGCUCGGUGUCGGUUCCCUCGGACGGUUUGUCCAAAAGCAAAGCCACCAUCAAGGAACGCUGCAAGUAUUUCCCGCUGUGCCGCCAGGGUGAUUCCUGCGAGUUCCUUCAUCCCAGCACUAUGUGUAAAGCGUUUCCGGCGUGCAAGUUUGGCGACAAGUGUCUCUAUCUGCACCCGUUUUGCAAGUUCGACAAGACCUGCAAUCGGUUGGACUGCACCUUUAUGCACACGAAACCCCUGCCCGGACAUGGCGUUAGCUCCGUUGGUGGCCCAUCAGCACCGCCCUUGGCAUCCUCGGUCGUUCCUGUGUCGAACUACAAAACAAUAUCAGCAAAACCGCUGCCAGCGCUGUGCAAAUUUUACCCGGGAUGUACGAACGGGUUGUGUCCGUACUACCAUCCGAAGAUGUGCCGCUUUGGAAAGCAUUGCAUGAACAAGGUAGAGUGUAAUUUCUACCAUCACGAGCUGCCGGGAGGGGCUGGCGAAUACCACGAGGUCCCGCCGAAGGAUAAGUUCAAAUGGGUCUCUCCGUUCACGGCUUAGUGCCUGCGUUUUUGCACUUUUCUUAGCUUCGUUGUGACGAUCAACUUACUGCGGCGAUCGACUUCUCAUUUAUUUAAUUUUUCUUUUUGUCAUCUUUUGUUCAAAAAUGCAGCAUACACACUCGUAGCUUCUAAGGCAAAUUUGAGGUGUUUUUUUAUUGUUUUUGUAGUUUUAAGCUAGAAAUAUUUAUUACUCAGAUUGACAAACAGUGCGUUUCUUUACUGAAAAAUCAGUAGACUUAGGGAUUCAAGAGCACCACUUGUAGGUUGGAUUGUUUAGCAGUAUGUAUCUACAUUUUUUGAAUUGCAGUGCCCUAACGACUCUCAUAUUAAUGUAAAUAAGACACGCAAGAAUAGAGCGUUGAAUUACAUUUUUAAUUGAACAAGAAAAAAGCAUUGAGUUUGAUUGAAAAGAAGCUAGGCAGUGGAUGCACGAAAAAUAAAACACUUCAUUACAUUAGUAUAUUCAGCAAAGUUUCAACAUCAGGACAAAAAUAAGGUAAUUUUUUAUUGCAGAUAAGUUUACUUACGUAAGCAAUAUAAAUUACGUACCGUAAAUUUGAACAAUACCAUUAAUAUAAUCGGUUAACAUA
Messenger RNA from Wyeomyia smithii (pitcher-plant mosquito), 4171 nucleotides. It is a transcript of the gene Nab2, whose product is annotated as zinc finger CCCH domain-containing protein 14. NCBI's taxonomy places the organism in Eukaryota, Metazoa, Arthropoda, Insecta, Diptera, Culicidae. The transcript is spliced from 4 exons. Gene Ontology annotation, cellular component: cytoplasm; nucleus. Gene Ontology annotation, biological process: regulation of mRNA stability. Gene Ontology annotation, molecular function: metal ion binding; poly(A) binding. The record is from RefSeq and is a predicted model, not a curated record. Bases 190 to 3579 code for a protein of 1129 amino acids.